Molecule: messenger RNA, 631 nt
Organism: Psammomys obesus (fat sand rat)
Lineage: Eukaryota; Metazoa; Chordata; Mammalia; Rodentia; Muridae
Gene: Hint1
Product: histidine triad nucleotide binding protein 1
Exons: 3
Coding region: 104-484 (126 amino acids)
Biological process (GO): purine ribonucleotide catabolic process
Cellular component (GO): nucleus; cytoplasm
Molecular function (GO): hydrolase activity
Source: RefSeq, a predicted model, not a curated record
CGCAUGCGCAGGCCGACCGGGCGCGAGCCGGCAGUCCCCGCGCGCUCCCGCCGUUCCUCUCCCCACCGUGGCCGCGGCGCGGGAAGGGCAGCGAGCAGCCGCGAUGGCCGACGAGAUUGCCAAGGCUCAAGUGGCCCAACCCGGCGGCGACACGAUCUUCGGCAAGAUCAUCCGCAAGGAAAUCCCCGCCAAGAUCAUCUUCGAGGACGACAGGUGUCUUGCUUUUCAUGACGUUUCCCCUCAAGCACCAACACACUUUCUGGUGAUACCCAAGAAGCAUAUAUCCCAGAUUUCUGUAGCAGAAGAUGAUGAUGAGAGUCUUCUAGGACAUUUAAUGAUUGUUGGCAAGAAGUGCGCUGCAGAUCUGGGCCUGAAGCGGGGUUAUCGGAUGGUGGUGAAUGAAGGUGCAGACGGGGGACAGUCUGUCUAUCAUAUUCAUCUUCAUGUUCUUGGGGGUCGGCAGAUGAAGUGGCCUCCUGGUUAAGCAGGCUGGGGUUAAUUUUCCCUUCUCUAGGUAGAGAUUCAUUUGGUAAGCUCUAGUGCAUUAAAUGACACACACAGUUUUGCCUGAACAUGGAGAAAUUGAAGCGAUCAUUCAAAACUUCUGUACCUAAUAAAAGAUGUUGCUGCA